AUGCUGUGCAAUCAGAAAUGCAGCCAUUCAAUUGCCCGGAGGACGUUGGCUGGCUCAUGUUGGACCUCUUUCGUCUGUGCAUCACUUACCUCGUCAGACUCGUUCCCCUUUGAGUGGCUUCAAAAGACGGAAGACCUCAAGGUGCGUUGUAGGGACAGCACCAGAGAGAAGGUGACUUUUCCAACAACCCCACAGCUCCUACAAGCCAUCCACAAAUGCGAGAGAGUUACUGCACCGGAGAAAGGUCAGGGCCUCCCAAGCAACUGGGGUUUCUCUGGCUUCAUGAAGACCGCUACCCACCUGGUCCUAGAUGAGGUUCCUUUCACGAAGGUUGAAUGUGAACUACUGGCAGUCACCUCGAUCUUUUACCGUCAGAUGAAUGAGAUGGUGUGGCUUCCUGAGAAGGGCCUGUAUAUGCCCAAGCCCAUAUACAAGGAAAGGUUUCUUGGCGGCCACGAUCGUGACAUUCAUUUACGGGAAAGUAUGCAUAGUCCAAGCGACCUGCAACCCAUCGGAAACGUACCCAACGCUCACCUUGACGCUGAGGGCUAUAUAUACAACCUCGGCAAGGACAAUUACGACAAGGAGGUAGCCUUUGAUGUUCUGAAAUGGAUUUUCUGUCCUUCCGAGCCCGCCGGGGAGCUCGCUAUGAGAGCAAAGCAGUAG
Molecule: messenger RNA, 666 nt
Organism: Paracoccidioides brasiliensis Pb18
Exons: 3
Coding region: 1-666 (221 amino acids)
Source: RefSeq, a predicted model, not a curated record